Balaenoptera acutorostrata (minke whale) is the source of this 3030-nucleotide messenger RNA. It is a transcript of the gene RAD18, whose product is annotated as RAD18 E3 ubiquitin protein ligase. NCBI's taxonomy places the organism in Eukaryota, Metazoa, Chordata, Mammalia, Artiodactyla, Balaenopteridae. Bases 164 to 1666 code for a protein of 500 amino acids. The record is from RefSeq and is a predicted model, not a curated record. Gene Ontology annotation, cellular component: nucleus; Rad6-Rad18 complex. Gene Ontology annotation, biological process: DNA damage tolerance; protein monoubiquitination. The transcript has 14 exons. Gene Ontology annotation, molecular function: single-stranded DNA binding; ubiquitin protein ligase activity.
UGACGUAGCUCUGUAGCGCGGGGAAUUUCGAGUGGCAGUGGAGCGUGGGAGACCAGUCGGCCCCUCCACCCUCUUUAGGGGAGGCCAUGGACUCCCUAGUCGAGCCCCGGUGGCCUCCGGGCCUGGCAGUCAUGAAGGGGAUGGAGAAGGAGUUCUGUGGCAGAUGUUCCAGUCUUGGUGGCUUUCUGAUAGGUGUGUAUGUAUUUGUGCAUUUCAGACAAUAGAUGAUUUGCUGCGCUGUGGAAUUUGCUUUGAAUAUUUCAACAUUGCAAUGAUGAUUCCUCAGUGUUCACAUAACUACUGUUCUCUUUGUAUAAGAAAAUUUCUGUCCUAUAAAACACAAUGUCCAACUUGCUGUGUGGCAGUCACAGAGCCGGACCUGAAAAAUAACCGCGUAUUAGAUGAACUGGUAAAAAGCUUGAAUUUUGCACGGAAUCAUCUGUUGCAGUUUGCCUUAGAGUCACCACCCAUCUCUUCUUCCUCCUCAUCAAAGAACCUUGCUGCCAAAGUGCACACUUCUGUAGCCUUCAGACAUUCAUUAAAGCAAGGAAGCAGGCUAAUGGAGAAUUUCUUGAUUAGAGAAGCUGGUGGUUCUGUGUCAGAGUUGUUGAUAAAAGAGAAUGAAAGCGAAUUCAGCCCUCAGAAAGAGCUGAGUUCUUCUGCAAAGACCAGAGGGACACCUUCCGUAGAAAAAUCAGCUCCAGGUUUCUCAGAGGCUGGUGUUCCUGAGACACCCUCUACAUCGGCCUUGAAACAAGUUACUAAAGUGGAUUGUCCUGUUUGUGGUGUUCAUAUUCCAGAAAAUCACAUUAAUAAACACUUAGACAGCUGUUUAUCACGUGAAGAGAAGAUAGAAAGCCUCAGAAGCUCUGUUCACAAGAGGAAGCCGCUGCCCAAAACUGUAUAUAACUUGCUCUCAGAUAGAGAUUUAAAGAAAAAGCUAAAACAGCAUGGCUUAUCUGUUCGAGGAAAUAAACAACAGCUCAUUAAAAGGCACCAAGAAUUCGUACACAUGUACAAUGCCCAGUGUGAUGCUCUGCAUCCUAAAUCAGCUGCUGAAAUAGUUCAAGAAAUUGAAAAUAUGGAGAAGACUAGGAUGCGUCUUGAAGCUAGUAAACUCAACGAAAGCAUAAUGGUUUUUACAAAGGACCAAACAGAAAAGGAAAUAGAUGAAAUUCACAGUAAAUAUCGUAUAAAACAUCAGAAUGAAUUUCAGCGUCUGGUGGAUCAAGCCAGAAAAGGGUAUAAGAAAACUGUUGGAAUGUCAAAAAAAAAAGUAACAGAAGAAGAUGAAUCUACAGAAAAGCUAUUAUCUGUAUGCGGGGGACAGGAAGAUAAUAAAAUGAAAUUCUCAGAUAUGUCCUCAGUAACAAACCACUUCCCUCAGUCAAAGCUGGACUCCCCAGGGAAACUAGAGCCUGACAGACCAGAUGAUUCUUCCAGUUGUACUGAUAUUCAAGAGGUAGCUCUUUCUUCACCAGAGUCAGAUUCAUGCAAUAGUUCCAGUUCAGACAUCAUAAGAGAUCUCCUAGAAGAAGAGGAAGCCUGGGAAGCAUCACAUAAAUGCGAUCUUCAAGACACAGAAAUAAGCCCCAGACAGAAUCGUCGCACGAGGUCAGCUGAAAGUGCUGAGCUCGAGCCAAGAAAUAAGCGGAACAGGAAUUAGUGGAAAAAAAAAACAACUUACAAAGCAUCCUCACUUGGUCAAUUACCUCCUGCCCCUAAAACAUCUCUCUCUAAAAAUACUGGCAAAAAAUAAAAAAUAAAAAUAAAAAAAAUAAAAAUACUGGCAUCCACAUGUUCACCAGCUUUGCAGACGACAAGAGACUUUUUGGCAAAAGGGUUUUGUUUGAUUUUGUUUCUAAAUUUCAGAAUGUCCUUAAGUCAUUCUCCUCUUCCAUGGAGAAGCCAACUUCAGAAAAGGAUCCUUUAACCCCUCUACCACAAGGAGCAGUUGAGGCAUUCAGAGCCACUGUGUUUCUGGAAAGGCAGGAUGUCCUAACUCAAGUCCUCCGUGAGUGUGAGCACGUGAGGCCUGGAGGCCGGUGCGCGUGUUACAGCUGUUUCAGGAUGGUUGUUGCCCGAGUUUCAUGUGGUUGUUAGUUAGACCUGUGUCUUACACUUUACUUGGAAUAGGAUAUUAGUAUUGUAACCUAAAGGCACAAAACACUAACUUUGAAACAUUAGGCAUAUUCUCCAGAAAUGCCACUUACAAAUGAUUCCUUGGUCUUUUUUCACUUGGGUAAAUCAAAUCUUUAACACUUUGAAUCCCAGCUAUUAAAUGGAAAGAAUGCAAUAAAUGAAUUUUGUAACUGAAUAGACUCUAUAUCAAUUUAAAAUAAAGUCCUUGAAAACAGUCUCCUGUGAAUGGUUGAGUACAAGCCACAAAUCAUUGGAAAGGGUUGAUCAGAAAUUGUUUUCUCUGUGCAAAAUGUCCCCCAGUUCCCAGUUCCUUCCAGAGUUCCUAAUGCCUGUCUUUGGCAUUUCAGAGCCAGUCCCCUGCCACCAGUGCCAGCAGCUGUGGGGCUGCCUGUGUCCUGGUGACAGCAGUGCCACUUCACCAGAGUCCAGGAAGACCCUGGUGUUGGUUUGGGGGUGGAGGGCCUGAUCCUGCCCUGGGCCAAGUGUCCCAGCACCUCAGCUGAUCCUGCCCUGGGCCAAGUGUCCCAGCACCUCAGGGUAGCCUUCCCUGCUCCCGCUGAGCUCCUGGAAGGAGGAGGUGGCUGGAACCCUGCUGUAUAAAACAGCACCUAGAAUUCGGAAGGAGCACCGGGGCAGGUGCUCUCCCACUGGCUCCCAGAUGGCCUGGCAUUUCUCGAUUUCUCCUCUGCCUACCGAAGAGGCAAGGCUUUUGCCUGGAAGGGAUUCCGGGCAGCCAUGCAGGUAAGUGGGGCAGCCUGCUCCAGCUUCAAGAAGUUGUCAGAACGCCACACCUUCUCUCGUGUGCCACCUUUGCAACUCUUGCAGGCGCCAUGGGCUCCCCUCUCUGAUCCCAGCAUGUUGGAGGCAACACUCCACCCCCGCCUCCAU